Molecule: messenger RNA, 2383 nt
Organism: Drosophila grimshawi
Lineage: Eukaryota; Metazoa; Arthropoda; Insecta; Diptera; Drosophilidae
Product: probable ubiquitin-conjugating enzyme E2 W-A
Exons: 5
Coding region: 294-887 (197 amino acids)
Source: RefSeq, a predicted model, not a curated record
CGUUUGCGGAACGUUGGCGGUCUUGUUGCUGUUUAUUUUCUAGUCGCGAAUUUUUGAGAAUUGUAAAUUUUUGAAUUGAUUUCGUUGGGUUUUGCUAAAAUGCGGCUGUUUGUUCAAGUGUGCUGCGCCCUGGGCAAAAGUAUCUCAACUUAGUUGGCUAUCGACAAACGUGAAACCAAAUAUACCAAUUUUAAAAUUUAAAAACAAAACUCAUAAUCAUUGCGAGCAGUACAAAAAUAAAAUAAAAUAAAAUAAAUAAUAAUCGUAAAAAUCGAGUAAAGAAACGUGACAAAAUGAAUAAGUGUGACAAAAUGCUGAGUUUAUUUAAGAAAUCGAAAAUAUCGUCUUCUCAAAAAUCGGAGAUAAUCACCGAUCCCAAAGAGUCGAAGACGCCGCCCGUCUCCAAAUGUGGCAAGUCGCUGCUGCUGGACAAUUCGCGCUGGGAGCGCCGCCUGCAAAAAGAGCUGAUGUCCCUGAUCAAGGAGCCACCGCAAGGCGUAACUGUUGACACCGAAAGCGUACAUCAAAAUUUAUCCGAAUGGAAAAUAAAUAUUAAAGGUUCCGAGGGCACACUUUAUGAGGGCGAAGACUUUCAGCUGCUGUUCAAGUUCAACAAUAAAUAUCCCUUUGAAUCGCCCGAGGUUACAUUCAUUGGCACCAAUAUACCCGUGCAUCCACAUGUUUAUAGCAAUGGUCACAUAUGCCUAUCCAUACUGACCGAGGACUGGUCACCGGCGCUCUCGGUGCAAGCCGUGUGCCUUAGCAUAGCCUCCAUGCUGAGCAGCUGUCGCGAGAAGAAGCGACCGCCGGAUAAUACACUCUACGUGAAGACAUGUAAUAAGAAUCCCAAAAAGACUAAAUGGUGGUACCACGAUGAUUCUGUUUAGUUAACGUUGCAAUUUAUGACUACUGCCUGCUGCUUUCGUUGCGCAUUCAACACAACAACAACCAGAACAACAACAAGACGAUGACAUCACAAAGCACAGAACUCUGUGCCUGCCUGCCUGCCAGCAAGGACAUCGCCAGCAACAGCAACCAGAAUACAACAAUCACAACAAAACAAUCAUAACACAAAAAAAAAACCCAACAAAACAACCAAUAAGAAAUUAGACAACAAAUCAACAACAAUUUUCAGCAAACAAAAACUCAACUCCGAACUCUUCUUAAGGCCUAAUCAUUUUAGGUUCAAAUUAGCUGUGACAGUUGAAAUCCGCGUUGUUAUUCCUUAAAAGAUACAAAGCAUACAUAAUAUAUACACACAUAUAUAUAUAUAUAGAUAUAUAUAUAAAUACAAUACCGAGCAGUGCACUUUGAGAGCAACAAAUGCAAGAAAAUAAAUAUAAAUAAAACUGGCUUGCAGCUGGGCUACAACAAAAUAGUUAAACAUUGAUAUGAUGUAUAUAGUUAUAUACUAAAAAGAACACAUACAGCAAACAAUCAACACCGACGCAAGCGAGAAAUUUAUAAAAGAGAAAUCAUAGCAGCAUCUUGAAACAACUGUAUAAAAAAUGAAAUAACAUAAACUAUAUAUAAUUAAAUGUUAACAUUUUAAAUUAGAUUUAAGGCGCAAAAUUAACGUCUAAAUUAAACGUUAUUGAGACCCUAACAAUUAAGCAUACUCUGUAAGGGCGCAGUGUAAAGCCCUACACCGCCGCACACCCCAUACCCCACCCACUCCUUCCAUCAUUCCCGCCCGGUCAGAUGCGUUGCUGCCGCCCUGAGAGUGGCAGCUGCCACAUUCCAAGAUGCUCAAGUCAAGCAGCUAUUUCCACGGGGCCUGCCGGCUGCUGAAACACGGGUGGACCAAAUAACCAUAACAACAAGCCACAUUUAACUAUAGUCUUUAAUUUAUUAAUGAUUUUGUAAGUGAAUGUUGCAUGCUUCCGUGUUUCCAAUUGAUAAACGAAACUCGAUAAAUAAGAAGCAUGCCACAUACACAGAUCGAAGACAUUCAAAAUGUAUUCGCUCGCUGUAUAUGUGCGAUUAAAUCGUUCAAUAUUCAUUCAUUUAUUUUUAUAAUCAUUGUAUAAUCUUUGGUCAUCAGAUUUAUUGCAUCAUCAACGUAAAAAAGCCUCGAUAAGUUUAUAAUUUCUACUUAUAAUUUUGGCAAAGGACAUAGCAAUCCCCAAGUGCGGCCAAAAUCUCAUGUGGCACGUUCGCAAAAAACAUAUUUACCUCUUAAUGUGCAACUAGAAUAUGAAAUGUGGCGAGUGACUCGCCGACAAAACCAGAUCAUUUUAUGUGUAAUACUAUGUAUAAAUUAUAUUAUACCUACCUUAUGUGUAUCGUACCCGCGUAUGUCUACAAAUAUAUCUAGCAUAUGUAGCUAUGCCUAUGAAAAUUACUGUUAAACAAUUAUUUAAUAAAACACCCAAGUCUGUAA